Messenger RNA from Entelurus aequoreus (snake pipefish), 10612 nucleotides. RefSeq names its product interleukin-9 receptor-like. The transcript has 9 exons. Gene Ontology annotation, cellular component: external side of plasma membrane. Gene Ontology annotation, molecular function: protein binding; cytokine receptor activity. The record is from RefSeq and is a predicted model, not a curated record. Gene Ontology annotation, biological process: cytokine-mediated signaling pathway; immunoglobulin mediated immune response. The coding region runs from base 365 to 1918 and encodes 517 amino acids. NCBI's taxonomy places the organism in Eukaryota, Metazoa, Chordata, Actinopteri, Syngnathiformes, Syngnathidae.
GCAUUUGACCCAUCACCCUUGAUCAAAGUGAUGAGUUCAGGUAGCUUCAGAACCUUUUGAAAUUCAUUCCAGGACCAUGGAGUAGCAUAUCUGAAGGCUUUUUUUUAUUUAUUUUUUUUACCAAGGUUUGAGUUGGCUAUAGGAGCAAACGUCAUGUUUGACCGUCGGCCCACACGACGACAGCACUAAUAUAUAUUUAGGCAUCAACUUCAUUGUUAAAGUGUAAAGGGGGGGAAAAUAAUGGCAAUUUGUCCUUACUCUUUCUUUAAGUGCUCUUGUCAUGUUUGAUGUCACUCUCACUGGUUGUCACCGCAUGUUGUGACACCAACAACAUGUGUUCCUCCUCAGUCUGACCCCAGGCGUGAUGUUGGGGACGGUCCAGCCCCGUCUUAUCCUGGCCCUGCUCUUGUCUCUUCACGCUACGGACUGUGACGCAACAUCGCAAGGGCUCUCCUGUGUGAACGACUUCAUCAACAACGUCACUUGUACGUGGCACAGGUCUUCGGCGGAUGCUAGCCGGGACUGUUGGAUCACAGGCCACAAGAAAAAAUGGAUGAAUGCGGGCAGUGUACAAAUUGUUAUCAGCCAAAGCUGCAAAGUGCAAGACUCGGCGCCAGGAUGCAGCUUUGUCUUCGAAAAUAACACGUUCACCUAUUUUGAAAAGAUGCCCAUCAUCAAUACGACGUGCAACAGGACGCUGAUCCUCAAAGACUAUCUAGUCGAAAGUCACAUUCAAAUGCACCCCCCGGGCCUCCCUAAUGUCACCUGCACUGACAAUGAAACCGUGAUCCGGUGGGGUCCCAGCAGCCCCCUUUCCAAGUUACUGGAAAAUUUGGAGUACGAAGUCAACAUCCAACACAGUGACCCAAAGAUGGAGGAGGCCCACACAUUCCACUCCAGCAAACCCCCAGCAAGGAUCCCUGCUUGGAAGCUAAAAGGCAAGUACCAGGUUCGGGUGCGAGUCAAGCCAGAAGACAUGGAAGGGAGUAUCUGGAGUGAGUGGAGUCCAACCACAGUAUGGGCGACACUAUCCGAGAAUACAGGUUGGGGUCUGGAUGCAACUUUUUUAAUCCUCGCUGUUUUCAUCAUCAUGGCUGUCAUUGCUAUGAUGCUGGCCUUGUACAAAAGUAUUGUCAACAAGAGGCUCUUCAAAGCAAAGCCAGUUCCUAAUCCUUCCAAAUACUUUCAAUCGCUUCACUCUGUCCACAGUGGAAAUCUGAAGAAAUGGCUGAAUCCUCAUUACGCUGCUGAAAUCUUGGACACUACCCAGCCUGUCGACCACAUCUCCCCUGUGGAGGUGUGUGAGAGCAGGGGUAUGGGUCCUAACAGCGCCACCUGUGCCCCACCACCUCCGAGCCCGUCAGACCCAAACAGGCUGGUGGAGAACUCCCCUGCUUCGUCUGGUUUCUCUAACUUGGACUACUUUGUGUCAGGCUCCUCCGGCAGUUCCCUUCCGACCGAUCCCUACUUCGCCUACAAGGACGACGCCCACAUUCCGCACAAGGCGCAACACCUCCACCUGACCAAUACAUCUCUGAGCUGGGAGAGCAUAAGGAGCACCGCACAAAGCCCGGAUUCCGGAUUUUGCGUUGGAAAGGAAGACGUGGAGAUCAAAGAUGAACCGGAUGCGAGUGGAGAGGAGGACCAGGUCUCAGGUCAUCUCAGCUCUUCCCAACUGAGCCUCCCUCUCAAUAUUCCCGUCCAGAUAAGCGGCCCCUCCUCUCCUCCUCCCCUAUCUCAGAUAUCAGCCAAUAGCACUCCGACGCAACCACUUAUGCUAGCUGCUAAUGUAAGCGCCGCAGGCUGGCCUGUACAAUGUACGAUGCACAGGUCUUCAUCCAUGCCGGUGGAGUCGAGCAAAGCCGGCUAUUUCCUCCUCCAAGAGAUACAAACUACUUUUAGCAACGUGUCUAUCUGACCUCUGUGCAAACACAUUUUUCCAUGUUGCUGCUGAAACUAAAGGAAAAAAAAAAAAAAAGAAAUCAUGGGUUGCCUAUUUGUGGCAUAAGAAAGGGGCAGCAAAUGGCAAUGAGAAGUUUAUGUUUCUUUGCUACCACGAUGCAAAAAAGUCUAUACCAGGGGUGCCAAACGUAUGGCCCGAGGGCCGGAUCAGGCACGCGAACAGGUUUUAUCCGGCCUGCGGGAUGAGUUUGCUAAGUAUAAAAAUUAACCUGAAAUUUUUGAAUGCAAGAAACAGCUGUUCUAAAUGUGUCCACUGGAUGUCACAAUAGCAAUUCUUUGUAUCUCUGUAGAUGAUGCUACAUAUGUACAAAAUAAACCACAUGACGUUAGUACAUCAGUCGAGGAAAAUGAUCAAACUACAUAAAUAACAUCCUGUAAUUUGAUUUUGAUAUAAUUUUUUUAUCUUGAUAGACUGAAAAUUAACACCAAUGAGUUGACUGAUGAAGAUUACCACAUAAUUUAUUCAGAAAAUAUAAAUAACGACAAAUAAAUAUAGAAUACUAUUAACCGCAACAUGUAAGUGUAAAAAAAACAACAACAUUAUGAUUUGUACAAUUUCAGAAUGUGCUUGUUCUAUUUUUAAACAAAGAAAACAAUCUGAAGUUGUCUUUAUUUUUAUGUUAUCGUGCCGUGAUUUUACCAGUCCGGAUCUACUCCCCAGUUGGGAGUAGAUUUUUCUCCAUGUGACCCCCGAUCUAAAAUGAGUUUGACACCCCUAGUCUAUACUUAACAAAAGGUUUAGGGAUGGGCCGAUCGAUCGAUAUCGGAUAUUGGAUAUGUUACCACCCUUACCGAUUAAUGACACUGUAUUUUUUUUGGUCCACUGGCUGAAAAGCGGCUAGCUGCUUUGUGUCUUCAUACACAGUGUGGCGCCGCCAAAUUAAUAAGUUAAAGUUAAAGUACCAAUGAUUGUCACACACACACUAGGUGUGGUGAAAUUUGUCCUCUGCAUUUGACCCAUCCCCUUGAUCACCCCCUGGGAGGUGAGGGGAGCAGUGGGCAGCAGCAACUCCGCGCCCGGAAAUCAUUUUUGGUGAUUCAACCCCCAAUUCCAACCCUUGAUGCUGAGUACCAAGCAGGGAGGUAAUGGGUCCCAUUUUUAUAGUCUUUGGUAUGACUCGGCCGGGGUUUGAACUCACAACCUACCGAUCUCAGGGCGGACACUCUAACCACUAGGCCACUGAGUAGGUGUAAUAAUAACUAUUACAACAAAUAAAUCAAAUUUUUUUGUGUCUUAAGUAUCUUAUAACCGGUUCUUGUUCAGAACCAGUUCCUUGGAAUCGUUUGCCAUUUUGUCAAGUGAUUCUCUUAAUGGUUCUACCGAGUGGGUAUGACGUCAUUAGGCAAAAUGGUGGUGCCCGAUUGGAACAAACAUUAACGUUUUACAAUAAGGUAUUGCAACAGUGCUACUUGUAAUAACUAUGAAGCUGCUAGUUCAUCAAGAGGAGGACAUGCGAGCAAUAUGCUGAAACAUUUGAACACACAGCAUGCAAUAAUUACAAAUGAAAGUCACGUUUUUGAACCGCUCUAAUCUAAUCCCAGCAUAGCAAGUCAUCUGAAUACAACAGGUACUAACUAUCAGGUUAGCGCUAUCAAUUGUUAAAUUGAAAUGAAUGCAGCCUCAUUUAGAUGAGAAUGACGAUAAACAGAUUGUGACUGGCUCUGAGACGGGCAGCUCCAGUUCAUGUCUGCCGCUAGACGAAUGUCACCGAGCAGAGACUAAGUUUGUGGUCAAAAGCUUGCAUCGAUUUGCUACAGUAGAUACUCCUAAUUUUCGGUAGGUGAAUGUUCAAUUGUAGUCAAAGAAAAGUUUGCAUGUUUUCCUCGCACCAGAUUUUCUCUCAGUCAUUGUAUUACACAGGUGAAACUAAAAAAAAUGAGUUUAGCAGUUUGCAUAUCCUCCGAGGGUGCGUAGCGUACCAUGUUUAGCUAUUCCCUGUCCUCCGAAGAUAAUACUACUUGUAAGAAACCUAGUUUGUUUGCCGCCAUGGAGGCAAGGAUUGCUAUCUUAGAAGUGGCUUUGCACUGAAAAGUAAAACCGCUUCUAAGUUAGAAACCUGAAAGUUUUAAGCCGAGGGAUGUUCGCCGCUAGCGAGAAUGCUCGUUUGCUUUAUGCUGUUAAAUUUGCGGGACCCAGCUAAAAUCAGUCAUCAACAGUGUUCGUCAUAACGGCGUUACUAAUGCCAUUACUUUUGCUAGUGACAAGUAGUCUAAUUACAUUUAUGUACGUUACGACCCUGUUACCGAUGCGUUUGAUGUACUUUUGAUGUAGUUUUAUGUCAACAUGACUUCAUCAGAAGCACAGAAAGUUCAAUGCAGGAAAUAUAUUUUUACUAAUUAAAGCAACAACCAGAACCACACUAAAACAAACUUGAUAUCAAAUAGAAGGCAGCAACAUCACACAGCAAACAACAUGUAAUACACGCACACAUACACACUACUACUACUACUACGAGGAAAUAAUGAACAACAAAUCAAAGAUUGAAUGACAAGCUUGCCAACCUACAAUACCCUGUUUGUGGACAACAAGAUUAGACAGCCAUCGAAGCACAUUCAAUGUAUUUUCAACCGGAGGUAACACAAACCAGUGAAAAGAUUUAACCGAGCUGCCGUAACUGCCAGCAAACUGCCGCUGCUAAGCCAACAAACACAGCUGAGCUAAAAUCCUGCUUGAGCGUGUUCCCACUGACGUCACACACACACACACUCUGCUCUCAUGAAACGUCUCUCAACUGCAUAUGCAAGAUAUAUGUGUAUAUAUAUACAUAUAAUUUUUUUAAGUAAUGCAUUAAUUACAUUUAUUAAAGACUAGUCCUUCAAUUACUUUUUGGAGACGUAUACUUUAAAUAAAUACUUUUUUAAAGUAAUUUUCCGAACACUGGUUAUCACCAUAUAACGAUAGUAUUAAAUGCUCCAUCGUCAGCCAGAUUGUAUCACGCAAUCCUAAAAUUCACAUUAAAUAUUUUACUGCGCUAUUUUACCGUUAAAACAGUGGUUCUUAACCUGGGUUCGAUCGAACCCUAGGGGUUCGGUGAGCAGGCCUCAGGGGUUCGGCGGAGCCUGCGCCGCGGAGGUUAUGACACACCCAACUCAUCGUGUAAAUAAAAACUUCUCCCUAUCGGCGUACUAUGAAUACCCCCAAACAAUGUUCCCUCUAAUUUUCCAUCUGAUUUGCAGAUGUGUAAUUUGGUGUGAGUUCAUGUGUUGGUUUUGUUCUUUGAACAAGGGGAUGUUCAUGCACGGUUCAUUUUGUGCACCAGUAAAAAAAACAUAUAACUUUGUCUUGAAUUAGAAUUUUUUAUUUAAUUUUUUUUCACUAAAGGUUUCGGUGAAUGCGUAUAUGAAAUGUUUGGGGUUCGGUACCUCAAAUAAGGUUAAGAACCACUGCGUUAAAACAUAUGAUUGUUAUCGAUUGAGCUCACUCAUGGAUGAUUUGGAUCAGAAUGGGCAGCAUAAAACCCUAAUUGGAACAUCCCUAAUAACGUCCCAUAUCCACCAUUUGUAUCCCUAAUUACUUAAUGUGAUCCUUACUAAUAAGCACAGUAACUACCGUAAAUGCUGUAAGUAUAGCAGGAGGGUUUAUUUACCAAAAACACAGAGAGAACCAGGCAAUAAUUGGAGAGAGGCUGCUAUUUCCCGACUGUGAAAAAUCAUUAUUGUAUACCAUUAUAUAUAUAUAUAUAUAUACGUACUUUUUAAGGUUGAAUAAUGCUCAGUAGUGCAUGAAGACGUGAAAGGAGAAAACACCAUUAACACAGUUGAUGAGUUCAAUGUAAACAAGAGCUGAGUGGUGAAACCCACAUUUACAAGAUAAUGCUGCUGGAUGCUGACCACUAAUGAUACUUUAAACGUAGCCACUGUACAGUAGGUGGCAAUAUGCAUCGGAACACCACUAAACACAGCUUCUAUGCCCCAGCUCAGCCAGAAAAUAAGAAGACAGUGCAAUAUUGCCAAAUAUAGUGAGUAUUUGAUGCCUCUAGAUCAGGAGUGUCCAAACUGUUUUCACUGAGGCACGCACACUGAAAAAUUAAAGCCAAAAUUUUGAAAAGGUUUCAUUUUCCAAACCAAUACAUUAUAUAGAUUUUUUUAAUAUAUAUCAUUAUUUACUUUUUUAUUAUUCAAUGUUACAUCUCUAAACUAACUUCAGGUCUUUCUGUCGAUAUAACGUAAAAAAUGUUUUAUGCCCUUUUUGCAAAGAAAACACUGUUUUAAUGGCAAAAACACAAAAUAUGCAAUAUUUCCCACCCCAAAAAAAAUAUAAGUGAAAUAUUUGAUGUAAUUUGAGCCAUAAAUAGUCUAAUUAUUUAAAACACCAUUCAUUUGAAUUCUUUAUUAUUUUUUGAGCAGUGACAGUUAAAAAAAAAUUGUGGCUCCAUAAGGGCCCCACUCAUAAAAGUGUUAAAAAUGUGUCAUACAAUUAAGUCUCUAAAACAAUUUCAGAUUCAUCCAUCGAUUAUAAGUUUUUAUUAUCUUUUAUGUUUUUAUUGUAUUAGUUUAUUUUAGGCAAGGCAAGGCAACUUUAUUUGUAUAGCACUUUUCAUACACAAGGCAGACUCAAAGUGCUUCACAGACAACAAAGUGAAAUAAAAGAAAAUAAAAGCAAAAUUAAAAUACAGACAAUAAAAAUAAAAACAGUGCAGACGUUAAAAGUUAAAAGAUUAAAAGAUUUAGCUGAAAACUAAGGUGAACAUAAAAGUUUUCAGUCUAGUUUUAAAAGUAGUCAGAGUUGGGGAAAGUCUGACAUCUUCAGGAAGUUUAUUCCAGCUAUGUGUUGCAUAGUGACUGAAUGAUGCUCUCCCUUGAUUUGAGUUUACUCUGGGAACCGCUAACAGAUUGGUCUCAGAAGAUCUUAGUGAUCUAGAGGGCUUAUAUAGUGGGAGCAUAUCAGUGAUAUACUUGGGCCCUAGACCAUGUAGUGAUUUAUAUGUGAGCAGGAGGAUUUUGAAAUCAAUUCUCUGAUGUACAGGGAGCCAAUGUAAGGAUUUAAGAAUUGGUGUAAUGUGCUCACAUUUUUUGGUCUUUGUUAGAACUCUAGCAGCAGCGUUCUGAACAAGCUGUAGCUGCCUGACAGUUUUUUUGGGAAGACCUGCAAGGAGACCAUUACAAUAGUCUAGCCUACUGGUAAUAAAGGCAUGUACAAGUUUUUCUAAGUCUUGAGCUGACAUGAGCCCUCUAAGUCUAGUUACAUUUUUGAGGUGAUAGUAGGCCGAUUUUGUUACUGAUUUGAUGUGACUGUCGAAAUGUAAAUCAGAAUCUAAAAUAACCCCAAGAUUUCUGGCUUUAUUUGAGGUUUUCAGGGACAGUGAUUGAAUGUGUUGGAUGACUUUAAACCUUUCUUUUUUGGCACCAAAAACAAUUAUCUCAGUUGUAUCUUCAUUUAGUUGUAGGAAAUGUUGGCACAUCCAGUGUUUGACUUGCUCAAUGCACUGGCACAGAAGAUCUAUGGGGCGAUAGUCAUUUGGUGAUAGCGCUACAUAGAUUUGGGUGUCAUCGGCAUAGCAAUGAUGGUCAAUGUUAUUAUUUUGCAUGAUUUGUCCUAGUGGGAGCAUAUAGAUGUUAAAUAAAGUCGGCCCCAAGAUUGAACCUUGGGGGACUCCACACAUUACGUUGGUUGGUUCUGAUACAAAGUCACCAAUGGAAACAAAAUAGUUCCUAUCUUGUAGAUAUGACUUGAACCAGCUUAAAACUGUGCCUGAGAUCCCCACCCAGUUUUCCAACCUGUCCAAAAGUAUUGAGUGGUCGACAGUGUCAAAUGCAGCACUGAGGUCCAAUAGCAUUUAUACUGAAGUUUUGCCAGUCUGUGUUUAGACGGAUGUCAUUUAUAACUUUAAGAAUGUUAUAAGAAGUGCUAUGAAGAGGUCGAAAUCCUGACUGGAAGUUGUUGUGGCAGCCAGUAGAAGCCAAGAAGUGAUUUAGUUGUUGGAGGACAACUUUCUCAAUUAUUUUACUUAUGAAUGGUAGAUUUGAAAUUGGUCUGUAGUUGUUGAUAACAGAGGCAUCUAGGCUCCGCUUUUUUAGAAGAGGUUUAAUGACUGCAGUUUUGAAAGCCUUUGGGAAAUUGCCCGAUUGAAUAGAAUUAUUAACUAUUUGCAAUACGUCUGUUGAUAGGCAGUCAAAAACAUUCUUAAAGAAGUUGGUAGGUAAAACAUCAAGGCAGCAGGUGGAUGACUUUAGAGCUGUCACCGUUUCCACUAGAGUUUUAGAGUCUAUGGCAUAAAGCUUGCCAUCGUUGUUGUGUUACUUUUGCCUAAAUGGGGUGGUGAUCCAAUUUUUUGACUUGAGAUAUUGAUGGCUCAUCUGAUGCCUUCAAUUUUAUCAGUAUAAAAGAAUGCAAACUCAUUGCAUUUCUGUGUGGAAUGGAGUUCGGCUGGUAUUUGUGUUGUGGGGUUGGUCAGUCUGUCAACGGUUGCGAAUAGGGUUUUGGCCUUAUUAGUGUUGCUGUUUAUGAUAUUGGAGAAGAAUGUUUCUCUAGCACUUUUUAAGACUAAAUUGUAGGCCUGGAGGCUCUCUUUAUAGAUGUCAUGGUGAAUAGGAAGUUUUGUGUUCCGCCAGAUUCGUUCAGCCUUCCUGCAUUUUAUGAGGUUUUGUCACAGAAAAUUGUUUUUAUAUGGAAAACAAACUAAAUAUGCAAAACUGUAUUUAUUCCAAAAAUGGUUUCAAAGUGGAAUAUUUGAUCUGUAGUAAUUUAUAAAAACAAUCAUUUUGGUCCAUUAUUAUUUUUCGAGCAAUGACAGCUUUAAAAAAACAAAAACACAGCCUACAUGGCAGUUUUGUGUAAUUAGAGUCAACUUUGCAAAUUGUUCUCGUUAUAUUUAACCUGUUUGCUCUUUUAUCCCACUUUUUUAUGUUUUAUUUUAUUGAAUUUCUUUUAAUAGUAUUUUUAGAAUGUGCCGAGGGCCGCACUUUGGACACCCCUGCUCUAGAUUCUCUUUUAUUUUUUAAAAAGCAAAAAAUCUAGUACAUUUUUCUGGUGUUACUGGGAACUUUUGGAGAAAAGCACAUAGUCUAACGCCAGCCAAAGAUGGCAAAAUAAUAUCUAAACGGCGGGCAUUUAUCCCUGAAAAUGUAAAGAAGCUGCUGAUGGUGUGUUUGACAGAAACACAGCUGUAAGGAUAUACUGUAGACUUCUGCCUCCUUGUUGUGUCACCCCUCAGAGUUAUCUUUAAUCCCCAGAGUGAGAAAAGUUUGCACAUUUUAAAAAGAGUUGUAUAAUUUCCCACUGUCUGUGAGGCCGUGAAUGUACACAGGUCAAGUUCUGAGCCGCGAGAAAGGCAAAUGAAAGAGACUGGAAGCCUGUGUGGUCACAGGUCACUUGCCAAAAAAGGAACAAUUUAUAAGGAAAAGGAGAGUUUAAUUUUAUCUGGACAGAUUGUUUUUCCUGUCAAAUAAAAAAAAUAAAAAAGUUUUUAAGCUGUGUUACAUUUUGCAGCUCUAUACUUUUUCUGAAGUGGAAGGGGCAGCAAAUAUCUCUUUUAUGGUAAAGGUUUCAGACACCUGCCAUAGACUUUUCAAAGUAGCUGCUGUAUAUUAUUAUUACAUUACUUCAUACAAUUACUGUAUUUGUGAAUACUACAUUCUAUUGUAAUGUUUUUAGUACAAUAUUUCUUACCUAAAAUAUUGUUUUUUCUCUUUCAAAACGCAUGUUACGUGUUAAAAUGGUGCUGUUUUGGGGAGCUGAGCAGAAUAAUUUCAAUGGGAGACGUUGAUUUGAGAUACAAGUGUUUUGAGUUGAGAACUCUCUCCCAGAACCAAUUAAUCUGGCAAGUUGAGGUACUACUGUAUUUGUUUUGCUUUUCUUGUUUUUUUGCUGGGAUUAUGUGAAUAGUGAAGAGUGUGUUCUACAAAACCCAAAACCAGUGAAGUUGGCACGUUGUGUAAAUUGUAAAUAGCCGGUGGCGUUUCUGGGUGUUGUUGAUAAAUGGCUUUCGCUUUGCAUGGUAGAGUUUUAACUUGCACUUACAGAUGUAGCGACAAACUGUAGUUACUGACAGUGGUUUUCUGAAGUGUUCCUGAGCUCAUGUGGGGAUAUCCUUUACACACUGAGGUCGGUUUUUGAUGUAGUACCGCCUGAGCGAACGAAGGUCACGAGCAUUGCCGCUUACGUGCAGUGAUUUCUCCAGAAUCUCUGAACCUUUUGAUGAUAUUACAGACCGUAGAUGGUGAAAUCCCUAAAUUCCUUGCAAUAGCUCUUUGAGAAAUGUUGUUCUUAAACUGUUCGACAAUUUUCUCAUGCAUUUGUUCACAAAGUGGUGACCCUUGCCCCAUCCUUGUUUGUGAAUGACUGAGCAUUUCAUGGAAGCUGCUUUUAAACCCAAUCAUGGCACCCACCUGUUACCAGUUAGCCUGCUCACCUAUGGGAUGUUCCAAAUAAGUGUUUGAUGAGCAUUCCUCAACUUUCUCAGUCUUUUUUGCCACUUGUGCCAGCUUUUUUGACACAUGCUGCAGGCAUCAAAUUCCAAAUGAGCUAACAUUUGCAAAAAAUAACAAAGUUUACCAGUUCCAACAUUAAGUAUCUUGUCUUUGCAGUGUAUUCAAUUGAAUAUAAAGGGAUUUGCAAAUCAUUGUAUUCUGUUGUUAUUUAUGAUUUAUAAAUUCUGCCAACUUCACUGGUUUUGGGUUUUGUAUUUAGAAGGUAUUAAACAUGUGAACU